GUCCAAUCCAAGCAAAGCCAAGCGUCAUCUUCUUACUAACAUUGUUGGAAAAUCAGUCGGGCAAUAACGACACCACCAUUUUUGUCAAAAAAAAAAAACUCUCCCUUCGUGUAGUAUAUGACAUCUAAGUGUCUUAGCGGUAGAAGAAACCACAGACCAAAACCAAAAGAAAAAAAAAAAAAGGGAAAUGGAGGCCAUAGAGCACAAGACCGUUAAUGUCAAUGGAAUUAACAUGCAUGUGGCGGAGCUGGGCCCAGUUCAGGGCCCUGUCAUUCUCUUCAUCCAUGGAUUCCCGGAGCUAUGGUACUCCUGGCGCCACCAGAUCCUUGCUCUGGCUUCUCAAGGUUACCGAGCAGUGGCACCCGAUUUGAGAGGCUACGGUGAUACCGAUGCGCCGGCUGAUCCGCAGAGCUACACUUGCUUCCACAUCGUUGGCGAUUUAAUCAGGCUCCUCGACGCCGUGGCACCACAGCAGGAGAAAGUUUUUGUAGUGGGCCAUGAUUGGGGUGCCCUCAUCGCUUGGUACCUUUGCUUGUUUAGACCAGAUAGAGUAAAAGCUUUGGUGAACUUGAGCGUGCCGUUUUUCCGCAGAAACCCUGAGAUGAAAUUCGUUGACGCGUUUCGAGCCGCGUAUGGGGAUGAUUUCUACAUGUGCAGAUUUCAGGAGUAUGGAGACAUAGAAGCGGAGUUUGCUGAACUUGGUACAGAGAGAGUUAUCAAGGAAUUCCUGACUUACCGUAAUCCAGGUCCUUUCAUUUUUCCAAAGGGAAAAGUUUUUAGCCAACCAGCAGGAGAUCCAAUUAUUCUGCCCUCUUGGCUGUCUGAGGAAGAAGUUCACUACUACACCACCAAAUUUGACAAGACAGGCUUGACUGGUGGUGUGAACUAUUACCGGAAUAUCGACCGAAACUGGGAACUCACAGCACCAUGGACUGAGGCUCAAGUGAAAGUACCGAGUAAGUUCAUAGUGGGAGAUGAAGACCUUGUCUAUAGAUUUGUGGGUAUGAAGGACUACAUAGAGAAAGGAGGGUUCAAGAGAGAUGUUCCUCUUUUGGAAGAAGUGGUUGUAAUGGAAGGAGUAGCUCAUUUUCUGAAUCAAGAGAGGCCUGAUGAAAUUAAUAACCAUAUUUAUGAUUUCUUUAAGAAGUUCUGAUUUGUGAAAGAGAGUUAUCUCAUGCCUCUUUAUGGUUUGUUCUUAUCUUCUCUUUUUCUUUUUCAAAUGUUUUGUGGAAUAAAGAAAGUUUCCUAAUGAUUUGAGUUAUGGAAUAAAGAGGGUAAGUUUGCUUUA
Molecule: messenger RNA, 1288 nt
Organism: Jatropha curcas
Lineage: Eukaryota; Viridiplantae; Streptophyta; Magnoliopsida; Malpighiales; Euphorbiaceae
Source: RefSeq, a predicted model, not a curated record